AUGGAGGAUGAAGGCAGGCGGAAAGCGUUGAAGCUCGACCUGGGCAACCUCACAGAGAAGAACAUGGGCCAGCUGAAGAAACUCAACACAGCUACCUUCCCAGUGAAAUACAAAGACCAGUUCUACCUGGACCUGGUGAAGUACUUUGACUAUUGUCGCCUCGGCUUCUAUGCAGAUGUUCUGGUUGGGUCCAUGUGCUGCCGAUUAGAGGACAGAGAAGAUGGUGGCAAGGCUCUAUACAUCAUGACCCUUUCCAUUUUGGAGCCCUAUAGGAAGCGCAACUUGGCAUCCCAGCUGGUCCAGUGGAUACUGGACAGAGCACAGAGCAAGGAAUGCCAGGAGAAAGAUGUUCGAGAGAUCUAUUUGCAUGUGCAAACAUCCAACAAAACUGCAUUGCAGUUUUACAAGAAGUUUGGUUUCAAGGUGACGGAGAAGAUUUGUGACUACUAUCACAACAUUGAUCCACCUGAUUGCUAUGUACUGCGCCGCCCUAUGAACGGCCAUGACCUUGCGCACGAGGUUUUGGACAUCAAUCCGUGA
This is a messenger RNA of Cladocopium goreaui, 540 nucleotides long. The record is from the annotation of a GenBank genome assembly. Lineage: Eukaryota; Dinophyceae; Suessiales; Symbiodiniaceae.